AUGGCUAAGACGCGGGAUUUUGCGCUGUGGGGAAACACCGUCCUGGUCCUGUUUCUCCUCUGGGGAGGUUCCUCAGGCCUUUAUUAUCCCCAGAGCACGUACUCAGAGAGGAUUUACGUUGGCCAAGUGGCGGGAACAAAAGUGCUUCAGGUUUACUCUAUGCAGGAGAGAGGUUCAGCAAAGCCCUACUUUUGUAUGAGGAAACACCAGAAAGCACCUGCAGCAUGGUUUCACAUUGACCCCCGCACUGGUGUCCUUUACAUGAACAAAACUCUGGAGUGGACCGACUUUGAGUUACUAUCCAGCAGCUCGCAUGGGCAAGCAAAAACAUUUUCUUUGAAAGUGGCAGCAGCUCCUGUUGCUCACAAAGCAAACUGCACUCUGCACUCCAGUGUGGACAUCAGCCUCACGUUCAUCAAUGACACAGCACCCGCCUGUGACCAGAUCAAGCUGGAGAAACUCUGCUUCCCUAAUCAAGAUACAAACCCUCGCAUCAAAGAGAACUGCAUGCCUGGACCUCUGCGCCAGCUUCGCCGCUUCACACAUGCUGAUGUCUGUCCCAACUAUAACAUCAGCUAUAGUGUGGAAACAGAACUUCCAGGGCGGUUUACUGUUAAUAACUCCACCUCAGAGCUGGUAGUCAACGAACGCCUGGACCGCGAGGAGAAGGAGCUCUACCACCUAAUAGUAAAAUGUAAUGUGCAGACAGAGGAGAAGCUGUAUACGCUGGUCACUCCGCUGCAUAUCAGUAUCUAUGACGAGGAUGACAGUCCCCCUUAUGUAAAUGGAACUGACACUGAGGACAUAAUUAUUGAAUUCAGCCGUAGUGCGGGCGCUGUAUUUGGCAAUCUCCUUGUUUACGACAAAGACACAACUUCUACCAUUCCCAGAAUUCAGAAUCAGAAGUUUGUAGGAACUCUACUGACAAACGAUCCUUGGAUCAGUGAGACAUUCAGAAUUCAACAAUAUUUCAGAGAAGAACGGGCUAUUUUUGGCAAUGUGCGAGGAACUGUUUAUGAGUACAAGUUGGCUUUAACCAAGAACGUGUCGGUCGAUGAGAAGCGCUCUUUUAUUCUAGACUACCUGGUUAAUGACACAACAUUUUUAGCAAACAAUUCUGAGAAAACUCUGAUGCUUCAUUUUAAUGUCACCAUUGUGCCCGUUCCUAUAAGCUUCAGCAACAUUACAUACUUCUUCGUGCUCUCACGGAAAUCCAUGACCUACUCCCAGAUCGGAAAAGUAUGUGUUGACAACUGCCUGAAAUUCAAGGGAAUUGAAAUUGCGUAUUACUUGGAGAUUGGUGACAGGAACGCCUCUGCCAGUGUACAGUCCUGUUACACUGCAGUGGGCGUGGCACGCAGUUUGGAGGACAUGUCUGGUGUUCUGUAUGUAAAUGAUACAGAGCCACUGAGCAGACCAGAGUGUCAGGAGCUGCAGUAUGUGCUGGUUGCUCAGGAGCAGCAUAAGAAGUUUCAGGGAAAGACGCAACUGUUCAUCAUAUUUGAGGGUGAAGGUGAAGUUACAAGGAUGGAGGGGCAACGUUUACUGGCCUGUGCAGAAAAGAAACAACGUGGGGAGUGUGAAACAUACAGGGGUCUGGGAACUCCAUCUGGAAGAUGUCAGUGGAGACAGGGCAGGGAAAAAGUGAUAACGAAAAAUUACUCCACUUGUUCUCCAGACCUUCACACAUGCCCAGAUGGCUACUGUGAUGUGAUUGAAAGGAAGAAUACGUCUAUAUGCCCCCAGGAUUGCACCCGUGAGCCGAUUAUCGGUGGCCAUGAGAAAGGCCUGAUGCUUGGCAUUAAAGCAGGACACGGAACCUGCUAUUGCUAUUCAGAGAAAUGCUUCUGUGAAAAGGAUGUUAUGGAAGAGGCAAUAUGUGACGACAUGUGCAAGACCUACAUUGCUACGGCAGUCCUUCUCUCCUUCGUCGUUUCUAUCCUUCUCUCCUCGUACUUCAUCCAUCGCUAUCAUAAGAACACACCUAAACCACCAAUCGCUUCAGCUGAGAUGACUUUCCGCAGACCUGCCCAGUCCUAUCCUAUCAGUUACUCUGCCAACAAUGUGCGCCGAGGUUCUCUGGACUCCAUGGAGAACCAGGUGGCCAUCGACACCUUCAAGAUACCCGAGGAUCCAAAGUGGGAAUUCCCAAGAAAGAACCUUGUUCUUGGCAAAACUCUAGGAGAGGGAGAGUUUGGAAAGGUUGUAAAGGCAACAGCAUUCCGGCUCAAAGGAAAGGCCGGAUACACAACAGUGGCUGUAAAAAUGCUAAAAGAAAACGCUUCCCACAGUGAACUGCGAGAUCUGCUGUCAGAAUUUACCUUGCUUAAGCAGGUCAACCACCCACAUGUAAUAAAAAUGUAUGGAGCUUGUAGCCAGGACGGUCCUCUGUAUCUGAUUGUUGAAUACGCCAAGUUUGGAUCACUGCGUAACUUUCUGAGAGAGAGCCGAAAGGUCGGACCCAGCCUUAGCGAAGCCAACCGGAACUCAAGCCAUCUGGAAAAUCCAGAUGAGAGAGCUCUGACUAUGGGAGACCUUAUCUCAUUUGCCUGGCAGAUCUCCAGAGGAAUGCAGUACUUGGCCGAAAUGAAGCUUGUUCAUAGAGAUCUCGCAGCAAGAAAUGUUCUCGUGGCGGAGGGACGUAAGAUGAAGAUUUCAGACUUUGGUUUGUCUCGGGAUGUCUAUGAGGAAGACUCCUAUGUAAAAAGGAGUAAGGGUCGUAUUCCUGUUAAAUGGAUGGCUAUUGAGUCCUUGUUUGACCACAUAUAUACCACACAAAGCGAUGUCUGGUCUUUUGGUGUGCUGUUAUGGGAGAUUGUGACCCUGGGUGGAAACCCGUACCCAGGCAUUGCUCCUGAGCGGCUCUUCAACCUUCUCAAAACUGGCUACAGGAUGGAGAAACCUGAAAACUGUACUGAAGAAAUGUACAGUCUAAUGCUUCGCUGCUGGAAGCAGGAGCCAGAUAAGAGACCCACCUUCAGUGAAAUCAGCAAAGAGCUGGAGAAGAUGAUGGUGAAAAGCAGGGACUAUCUAGAUCUGGCUGCCUCCACACCUGCAGACGCCCUGCUAUAUGACGACACCCUUUCUGAAGAGGACACCCCUCUAGUGGACUGUAAUAACGCCCCCCUCCCUCGAACCCUUCCCUCCACUUGGAUUGAAAACAAGCUCUAUGGCAUGUCAUACCCGAACUGGCCUGAGAAGAGCCCGGUACUACUCAACAGACUUGAUGCCACUAACCCAGAAUUUACAAGAUAUGCCAAUGAUAGUGUUUAUGCAAACUGGAUGGCUUUGCCUUCUCCUGCAAAAAUAAUGGACAAGCUUGAUAGUUAAAAAUGGUGGAAAUGGCUCCGGAGGGAAAAUGUAAAUGUAUAUUGAAGUGUAUAUACAGUAAGUUUUUUUGAUGAUAAAGUUGGUUCCCUUUUGAUUUCUGUUGCACAAACAUUCUGUAUAGAAAGAGGCUGUCAAUUGGCUGAUAUUACUGUUACAGAUCUGUCUCAUGCUGCCCUUAGGUGUGUUACCUGUUGGCAAACCUGUUGUAUCACUGCAUGACUGUUCACAGUGUAAAGUCCAUAUUUGCUGUCUUUCAAGUGUCUGUAUUGCAUCUAAUAAAUGGCCUCAUGUUAUAGCUUUUAAAGAUCUUCAUUCCAGCCCAGAAAUAAAAGGGAACUCCUUUAACAUCACCUGUUGUAGAUUUUUGCCAAAGAUUGUACAAUAAAUUAAUACAAAGGCCACACUGAGAGGUAAAAAUGUUCCUCUGGUAUAAACAGAUUCGCUAAAAGAAGAAAAUGGCUGGAAUUCAUCACAGAAAUGAAAAGGUAUCACUGUGGUCCUGCUUAGAUAUUAACGUAACAUUUAAUGUGGACCUUGUAAGUCAAAUCUCUAAUGGCCGGUUAUUCUUGAUUCCUUGUGUUAUGAUACAAGUGAGUGUGAUUCCUUGUUAUAUUAUAAUGUUGAUAUUAAUAAAAGUG
This is a messenger RNA of Trichomycterus rosablanca, 3968 nucleotides long. RefSeq names its product ret proto-oncogene receptor tyrosine kinase (gene ret). Gene Ontology annotation, cellular component: signaling receptor complex; plasma membrane; axon. The transcript has 20 exons. Gene Ontology annotation, molecular function: transmembrane receptor protein tyrosine kinase activity; calcium ion binding; ATP binding. The coding region runs from base 1 to 3330 and encodes 1109 amino acids. The record is from RefSeq and is a predicted model, not a curated record. Gene Ontology annotation, biological process: positive regulation of kinase activity; multicellular organism development; cell surface receptor protein tyrosine kinase signaling pathway. Lineage: Eukaryota; Metazoa; Chordata; Actinopteri; Siluriformes; Trichomycteridae.